Messenger RNA from Pyricularia pennisetigena, 885 nucleotides. RefSeq lists its product as uncharacterized. NCBI's taxonomy places the organism in Eukaryota, Fungi, Ascomycota, Sordariomycetes, Magnaporthales, Pyriculariaceae. The coding region runs from base 1 to 885 and encodes 294 amino acids. The transcript is spliced from 2 exons. The record is from RefSeq and is a predicted model, not a curated record.
AUGACGACGCAGAUAAUCAAAAGGGGGGACUACAUUGACGCCUUGAACUUUGCGCAAAGUAGCAUUUUGGCAGUCAACAAGAGCAUGCUGCGGGGCGAAACGGCAGCGGCGGUAGAGGCAAAACUCCACAGUGCGUGGGAGUCCAUCAUCGCCUGCUCCGAGGAGGCAGAGGCCGGCGGCAGGGACCAGGAUCGCCUUGUGCUGCUCAUACUAGAAACGCGAGCGACCGACACGCUCCUCUUCCGGGCCCAGGUGCAGCUUUGGAGCGGGCCCCCGUUCUUGGUCGAAGACGUGGUCACCUCCUGGGAGGACCGCUGGGAAACGAUGCGGCCCGAGUACCGGCGCAACCUCGUCUCCUUCACCGCCCGCCUGUUCGCCACCGGUGCGUGCAGCGACUGGAUCGCCCUGUGCGGCCUCCACCUCCUGCGCGAGGUGCUCGAGAGCCCGAUCCCGCUGCUGCCCAGGCCGGAGCGGGUGGGCGACGACGACGGCGGCACCACGCCAGUCUCGUUCGACCCCAAGACGGCGCUCGAGCUCCUCCCGGCGCUGCGCAGCUUUCUGGACUUUGGGAGCGCCCGGCUCGCGGCCCUCUGCAGCCUCUCGGCCGACGUCGGCCCGCUCCCCGGGCGGCUGCAGCGGCUGCGCGGUCUGGCCGACCCGGGCGCGCUGGCUCUGGCCGCGGGCGUCGAUGCGGGACCCUGCGGGUUUGCGCCGCCGCGCUGGCGCUUCUGGACGCGGCGGCUGGUGGAGAUCUCGGAGGCCUGCCGCACGCCUGGCGCGAGAGACGGGCUCAUCGUGGCCGAGGUGGCGGCCUGCCUCGGGCGCAUGCGGGACAAGGAGGAGUUGAUAGCCGGGCCGUUGACGCGGGGGAAUGCCUCGAGGUAG